Podospora pseudopauciseta is the source of this 651-nucleotide messenger RNA. RefSeq lists its product as uncharacterized. The transcript is spliced from 2 exons. The record is from RefSeq and is a predicted model, not a curated record. Bases 1 to 651 code for a protein of 216 amino acids. Lineage: Eukaryota; Fungi; Ascomycota; Sordariomycetes; Sordariales; Podosporaceae.
AUGCCGACUCGUUACAUCGCCGAGAUCGACCAGUCCAAGGAGGACCGUGACAAGCUCCGCGAGAACCAGUACUUGCUUCAGGUCGCCAAAGCUGUUGCGACCGGGGACAAGCCCGAGUUCAAUGUGGUUUAUGCCUCCAAGAUCCUCGCCCCCCACAUGAACGUUCAGUGGACCACAAAAUACGGACUCAACUGGGCCACGGACAUGCCCGCUCCUGGCUCAGAGGUCAUGUACAGCGGCACUUGGCAGCAGUGUGAGCUUGGUUCCUCUUACACCCUGGACCAGGACGGUGAUUGGUCUGCCAAGCAGGAAAAUCCCCAUGCGAAGCCUGACUCUCUGAACGUUGCCUCCAACGACUAUGCAGUCGGGGUUCAUAUUCCGGUUGGUGUUCGAGACCCAACUUCCAAGAAGUGGACUCCGAUCUGGUUUGGCAAGAACAUGCUCCUGACAGGCACUCACGGAGAAUACCAGCCCAUUGAGACUGUCAACAUUUGGUAUCAGGAAGGCCAGCGGACCGCGACCAUGAUAUCCGACCAGUCCACCUCGGUUCAGCCAUAUGAGAUGCCGCCUUCGCGUCCAGUUUACUUCUCGUAUGAUGCUAUCAAAGGAAAAUGGCGUACCCCUCAGGACCAGCCGUUCGAAUUCCCUUGA